This is a messenger RNA of Echinococcus granulosus, 432 nucleotides long. Its product is annotated as 60S ribosomal protein L27. NCBI's taxonomy places the organism in Eukaryota, Metazoa, Platyhelminthes, Cestoda, Cyclophyllidea, Taeniidae. Gene Ontology annotation, cellular component: cytosolic large ribosomal subunit; ribosome. The record is from RefSeq and is a predicted model, not a curated record. Bases 1 to 432 code for a protein of 143 amino acids. Gene Ontology annotation, molecular function: structural constituent of ribosome. The transcript has 3 exons. Gene Ontology annotation, biological process: translation.
AUGUCGCGUGAGGUUAGGUCAAAUAUGCGAUUGAUGCGUCCGGGGAUGGCUGUUAUUGUCCUCAGCGGAAAAUAUGCUGGUCGCAAAGCCAUUAUCAUCAAAAAUUACGAUGAUGGUUCAACGCAGAAACCGUAUGGCCAUGCUCUCGUUGUCGGCAUUGACCGUUAUCCCCGUCGUAUUCUGCGGAGAAUGAGUAAAAAGCGGAUCGAGGGCCGCUCCAAGAUAAAGCCAUUCAUAAAAUUGAUCAACUACAAUCAUAUUAUGCCGACUAGGCACACUAUUAACAUUCAAUUCAACACAAGUGUUGUCAAUAAGAACUGCCUAGUUGACAAACCGAAGAAAAGAACAGCUCUUCUGGAGGCUAAGAUGAAGCUCCAAGAAAGGUACCGCACCAACGAAAACCCCUGGCUCUUCCGUAAACUACGAUUCUAG